UAUCGUCUAUCGAUUUCUCUUCUCUUCUGUUCUUGAUCUGUUUGAAGAUCUAUCCGUUGCUGUAAACUGAGAUUCCGAGGUAUACAAACGAGUUGGAAAGCACUUCGUUGUCUGUAUCUAACGCAGAGCAUUGAAAUCCACGCCGCCGCGGUCAGUUUGAAGGAGGUACGGGAUCUUAUUCUGAUAAUGUUCGUGAUUGUUGUUGAGUUUACCAAAAAAAGUAUGCAAAGUUUGAAAUAGGAGAUGGUGGAUUGGGAUUUCAAUUUCAAUUUGAAUUUGAAUUUGAAUCAAUUAGAGUAGAGAGGAAAUGGCGAGGAAUAGAGAUGAUUUUGAUAAGUUUCAAAUGACAUCAAUGAGAGAUUCAUCAAUUGGAUUAUUGAAGCUUCUAUUGAUUUUAAUCUUCUUCGUUACUGGUGUGGUAAUAGGGUUAACAUCAAAUUCACAUAUUACUUGGUAUUUUAGCUUACAAGCAGAGCAGAGGUAUAACAGUUAUGCAUUAGCCCCUUCUUCUUCUUCUUCUUCUAACAACAGUUACAAUACUAUUGAGAAAUUAGAUUGUUCAAGUAUAAUAGAUGAUUAUGUUCAUCCAAAGACAGUAACUCAUAGUAUGUCAGAUGAUGAGUUAUUUUGGAGAGCUUCAAUGGUGCCAAAAAAGGAAGAAUAUCCAUUUACAAGAGUACCUACUGUGGCUUUUAUGUUCUUGACAAAAGGUUCAUUACCAUUUAUUCCUUUAUGGGAAAGGUUCUUUAAUGGUCAUGAGAAGCUCUAUUCGAUUUAUGUUCAUUCCCCACCUGGUUUUGAUCUCAAUGUAUCAACCACAUCUCCCUUUUACAAUCGACAGAUCCCUAGCCAGAUCGUGGAAUGGGGAUCCGUGACACUCGUAGAUGGCGAAAGGCGACUUUUAGCAAACGCCCUUCUCGAUUUCUCAAACGAACGUUUCGUUCUUCUUUCUGAAAGCUGCAUCCCAAUUUACAACUUCUCAACCGUCUACAAUUACUUAACCGGAUCUCUCCACAGUUUUGUCGAGUCUUACGACGAUCCCUCCAGAUAUGGAAGAGGCCGAUACAGCCGUUCCAUGCGACCCACAAUCAAGCUUUCUGAUUGGAGAAAAGGGUCGCAAUGGUUUGAAAUCCAUCGGUCUAUAGCUGUCGCGAUUGUAUCGGAUACUAAGUACUACGAUAUAUUCAGGAAAUAUUGCAAACCGUCGUGUUAUCCAGACGAGCAUUAUAUUCCGACUUUGUUGAAUAUGUUAUAUGGUUCGUUAAAUUCUAACCGGACUGUGACUUAUGUUGAUUGGUCGAUAGGUGGUCCUCAUCCGGCUAUGUUCGAGAAAAGUAAUGUAACUUUAGGGUUUAUGCGAAAUAUUAGGAAUAAUGGGACGGUUUGCGGGUAUAACUCGGAUGAGAGUAAUGUUUGUUAUUUAUUUGCGAGGAAAUUCUCACCCGAUGCUUUGGAUUCAUUGUUAGGCAUGGCUUCCACAGUUAUGAAUUUUUGAAAUAUAUAUAUAUAUAUAUAUAUUUUCUAUUUAUAUGGGGUU
This is a messenger RNA of Impatiens glandulifera, 1537 nucleotides long. RefSeq names its product glycosyltransferase BC10-like. The record is from RefSeq and is a predicted model, not a curated record. Gene Ontology annotation, cellular component: membrane. The coding region runs from base 308 to 1495 and encodes 395 amino acids. The transcript has 2 exons. NCBI's taxonomy places the organism in Eukaryota, Viridiplantae, Streptophyta, Magnoliopsida, Ericales, Balsaminaceae. Gene Ontology annotation, molecular function: glycosyltransferase activity.